This is a messenger RNA of Vanessa atalanta (red admiral), 2589 nucleotides long. RefSeq lists its product as uncharacterized. The coding region runs from base 1 to 2589 and encodes 862 amino acids. The transcript is spliced from 4 exons. Gene Ontology annotation, molecular function: RNA-DNA hybrid ribonuclease activity; nucleic acid binding. The record is from RefSeq and is a predicted model, not a curated record. Lineage: Eukaryota; Metazoa; Arthropoda; Insecta; Lepidoptera; Nymphalidae.
AUGGAAAGAGCGCCUACUUGCAUUUCGAUCGGAGGAUUUAAUCCAAAGAAGGCUCCAGGUGCGGAUGGUUUCACCGCGGACAUAUGCGGUCGAGCUAUACACCAGGACCCGGACGCCUUCCUUGCCCUGUACAAUAAGUGCCUAGAAAUAGGAUACUUCCCGGACACCUGGAAGGAAGCCACAGUGGUGGCAUUGAGAAAACCGGGCAAGGAAGAUUACACGAACCCCAAAUCAUAUAGACCAAUAGGCCUGCUGCCAGUUUUGGGGAAGGUCCUGGAAAAGAUGAUAGUAGCAAGGAUGAAAUGGCAGCUAAUACCGCGUUUCAGUACUCGCCAGUUCGGAUUCAUGCCCCAGAAGAGCACCGAGGACGCCCUCUAUACCCUGAUACACCACAUAAAGGGGCAGAUAAAGCUCAAAAAGCUUGUCGCCCUGGUGUCACUAGAUAUAGAGGGAGCCUUCGACAGCGCAUGGUGGCCAGCAAUCAGAAUUCGACUGGCUGAGGAAAAAGUACCGGUAAAUAUCAGGAGGCUACUAGAUAGUUAUCUCGACAACAGAAAAGUCAGACUCAGAUACGCUGGGGAAGAAACGAUAAGAGCUACAAAUAAAGGAUGUGUGCAAGGGUCAAUAGGUGGCCCUAUCCUGUGGAACCUCCUGUUAGACCCACUAUUGCAGGAAAUGGCAAAAAAGAAGUACUUUUGUCAAGCCUUCGCAGACGAUAUAGUGAUGGUAUUCGCGGAAGAUACGGCUCUCGAGAUAGAAAGACAGGCCGGUGACGCCCUGAGUUUUGCUCACGAAUGGGGUGUAGCAAAUAAACUAAAAUUUGCACCGCAAAAGACCUGCGCAAUGACAAUUACCAAUAAAAUAAAAUAUGACACCCCACGUUUGAGCAUGGCCGGGGUGGACAUCGGCAUGACCGAAGAGAUUAAAAUCCUGGGGCUCAUUAUAGAUAGAAAGCUUACUUUUAAUAGACACGUCGCAAGCAUAUGUGCCAAAGGCGCAGAUUUUUACAAGAAAUUAUCGAAAGCCGCAAGGGUUAGCUGGGGGCUACACCCAAAGAUAAUUAAAACAAUUUAUACGGCUGCAAUAGAGCCAGUCAUAAUUUAUGCAGCAGCGGCGUGGGCGCCUGCGGCGGGGAAACUUGGAGUCCAAAAAUAUUUGAACGCGGUCCAGAGAGGUUUCGCCCAGAAGCUCUGUAGAUCCUACCGCACAGUCUCUCUGAACGCGGCACUACUACUGGCCGGGAUACUGCCUCUCGACCUGAGAGUAAAGGAAGCAGCCGCCCUUUAUGAAGCACGGAGAGGGUCAUCCCGCUCAGUACUAGGCGAUCGAGAGACCGAACGAGCGGCUGGAUUUGCGGACGCUCCUCAUCCGGCGAUGCAGAUGGACCUGGAGAUCCGAAGUCUUUCGGACCAGAACCAGGUAGACCUGAACAAUGUGCAGCAGGUGCGAAUAUUCACCGACGGGAGCAAGAUUGGCGGCCGGGUCGGGGCAGCAUUAUCCGUAUGGAAUAAUGAGGUCGAGACCAAGGCAGUCAAACUUAGCCUACCCGCGUACUGCACAGUCUACCAGGCGGAACUCCUGGCCAUCUGCAGAGCCACAGGCGAAAUCCUCAAGAACGGGGGGAGUUCCUUUGGUCUGUACAGUGACUCCAGAGCAGCGCUGGAGACCGUAACGGGCCAAUGGAACCUUCACCCGUUAGCGGUGGAGAUCAGACGCAACUUACAUCGGGCUUUGGUACAAAACAAGAUGGUGUUCUUGUUUUGGAUCAAAGCCCACGCGGGUCUCCCCGGGAACGAACGCGCCGACUGCCUGGCGAAGGAAGCAGCGCUCUCGAGCCGGAGAAAGCCGGACUACGACCAGGUUCCGGUUUCAUUCGUCAAGAGGAACAUUCGUGAGAAGACUCUCGAUGAAUGGAACCGGCGAUACCAGUCGGGAGGGACGGCUUCCGUAACGAGAGCGUUCUUUCCGGACGCGGUUAAGGCAUACAAAAUAAUUAGGAAAAUCAAACUCCAGGGAUACCUAACGCAGAUGCUCACGGGACAUGGUGGGUUCUCCGAAUACUUGCACCGUUUCAAGUGUAAGGAGAACCCAUCAUGUCUAUGCGAUCCACAAGCGGUGGAAUCCACGCUGCAUUGCCUACUAGAGUGCCCUAUCCACCAAACUGACAAAUAUAAUCUAGAACAAAAAACGGGGGUGAAACUAGAAAGGAGUAGCCUACCGGAAUUACUUGAGGAUAAAGAGCACAGGAAAGAUUUCAUGGACUAUUGCAAUAAAAUAUGUAAAAUUCAUCCUAGGACCAAGGAUUCCCGAGACACAGGACACCAAAGUUCGCCCUUAGCUGCUCCCAGGAGGAGUGCCAAAGAUAGCUGUAAAAUCACCGCCAAACAGAGGAGAAUAAGAUCUUUCCAACGACACCCUCCACGAGAAGAUCGGGACGCCGCUGCAGACCCGAGACAGUGCAAAGACUUCGCCCCAUCGGAGGAGCAGCUUCCAACCACCAUCAGAACAGGCCGACAGGUGAGGACCAGAAGAAUCCAACCUUCCCAGCACCCUAUCCCCCCUUGCGAGGACUCAUUUGAACCGGCGUGA